Molecule: messenger RNA, 1955 nt
Organism: Thecamonas trahens ATCC 50062
Lineage: Eukaryota; Apusomonadida; Apusomonadidae
Exons: 2
Coding region: 15-1916 (633 amino acids)
Molecular function (GO): calcium ion binding
Source: RefSeq, a predicted model, not a curated record
ACACCUCUCGGAGAAUGUCGUCGUCAUACACGUUUGCAUCUGGGACUGUGUCGUCAUCGGCGGCGUCGUCUUCGUCUGCCGAGGGCAAGUCUGCGCCGGACGGACUCGUCCUCGACCGGGAUGCGCUCUCGCCUGAGCUGCAGGUGAUUCUGGACAAGGUGGAUCGCGAUGGUGAUGGUGAUGUGGACGUCAACGAGCUGCUUAUGGCGUUCCAGGAGCUGCAUCACACCAAGCAGUCGAACAAGCGUCUCGUGCGCAUUCUCGCCAUCGGUGCGGUGCUGUUCACGCUCACACUCGGAGUCAUUUUCGCGCUCUCUGUGGCGGCGGCCGAGCUGGCCAAGGACACCAGCGUCAACUCUUCGGGCAACUCGCCGUCGGUGAUGCGGACCAAGUCUGGCGGUGGCGAGUACGCGUCGACGGUGCGGACGGCAAGCGUGACGCCGGCCGUCUCGGUCGGCGAUGGUGAGGAUCCGCCGGAUCACACCGCAAGCGCACGUGCUCUGCGCGCGCGGUCGGCCGAGGGCAUUGCUAUCCGAGCCGCCGGCGGAUUGGACAAGGCCGAUCUCGACAACAUGUGCGAGGCGGCCGAGACCGACACGUCGGACGAGUACUCGUACGACACUAGCCUCAUCUUCGCGCGGGUUGACGCUGUGACGCAGAUGCGGAACAACCCGACGGCGCCGUUUGCGCUUUCUCUUCCGUCGGCCGCCGGCGACGCCAUCGUCGAGUUCAAGGUUGUCGGCAUGGCGACGUUUGCCAACAUCACCGUGCCCGGCGUUGACGCCCAGGUCGAGCUCGAGGUCACCGACCUCGGACUCAAGUCGGAUCCGGAUGCUGUUGCCCGCCUCUGCUGCGACGCUGUCAACUGCGCGUACGCCAUCGGCUCGCCGCAGGACAGCCUCAUCAACGAGAACUUUGUCAACGGCACUGCAGUCGCCGAGCCGACGCCUGAGGACACCGAAACGACCUCGUCCCGGUUCAUCCUCAACCGCUUUGCCUCGUACGUCCCCAUCGGCACUGAGCACGAGGCUCUCGCGGACCGCGACCUUUCGACCCGCGCCGCGCUCUCGGCUUCGCUCCUCGCGUUCCUGCGCGACGAGUGCGAGGGCUCGCAGUGCCAUGUCCAGGGCCGCAUGGAGGCCAACAACGUGCUCGACGACACCGGCGCAUUUGUGACGGCCAAGAAGUUCUCGGCGAUCGCCACUGGCACGACGAUGGAGAUUCCCGAGGGCACCCAGCUCGUCUGCCCGCACACCGACGUGGUUGACCAGGCUGGCACCGCCCUUGGGCGGCUCAACGAUGGCCUUGCCACCAAGCUCCGCGACUCGAUCAAGCGGUUUGCGAGCGUGUACCGGACCGCUGGCAACACGGCAAAGGCCGACGAGUACGAUGCGCUUGCCGAUACGGUCCACGGCUACAUGGAGACUGCACUGACGAGCUCGAAGAUUGUGUGCGAGGGCGCCAACACGGUCAUCGCCGGCAAGACCUUUACCGGCAUGGACCUCAUGAUCUUUGGCGAGACCGAGGACGAGACCGCUGUCUUUACGCCUGCGACGUACGGCGACACGACGCCGAUCACGUUCUGCACCUGUGCCCUGGUUGAUGGUGAGGAUGACGGUGAGCCCGAAGAGGAGGACGAUGGGACGACGGCGCGCGGGCUUGUGGAGACCCGCCGGAGCCGGUUCCGCCGUCGCCGUCGCUUCCGCCGCCGCCGCCGUCGCCUCCGCCGCAAGCGCCGCCGUCGCCGUCGCACUCGUCGCACCCGCCGCCGCCGUCGCCGUCGCCGCCUCCGCCCCCGCCGCAGGUACCGUCGCAGGUACCGUCGCUUCCGUCGCCGCAUCCGUCGCCGCUCGCCGCCGCCUCCCCCACGCAAGCCGCGCAAGCCGUCGCCGUCGUCGUCAUGCUGCUGCAAGUAACUGUCGUCACUACGACCCCAGCCACAACGCAAUGUAGCC